GGCAUUUUUUCGUGAUAUUCUUGGUGUGAAUUUUUUAAUUUUUCUAAUAAAGUAUUGUUUUUUUUAAUAUAAAAAGGCAAUUUGCAGUAAUCGUAUCUGCAAGAAUUCCUCCUAAGGAAUUCAUAAACAGAAAAAAUGAUGUACGAAGAUGAUGAAAUGUACGAGGAAGAAAAUGCGGAGGAAAUCUCCCAUGAGUUGUGGCAGGAAGCUUGCUGGAUUGUUAUUAACGCAUAUUUCGACGAAAAGGGUUUGGUGCGUCAGCAAUUGGACAGUUUCGACGAAUUUAUACAAAUGUCCGUCCAGCGUAUUGUAGAAGACUCGCCAGCAAUUGAUUUGCAAGCCGAAGCGCAACACACUUCUGGUGAAAUCGAGACACCUCCGCGUUUUCUGCUCAAAUUCGAGCAAAUUUACCUAUCCAAGCCCACACAUUGGGAAAAGGAUGGUUCUCCAAGCCCUAUGAUGCCGAACGAGGCACGUUUGCGCAACCUUACAUACUCGGCACCACUCUAUGUGGACAUUACAAAAACUAAAAUUGUCGAAGGGGCCGACCCAGUUGAGACACAACAUCAGAAAACGUUCAUUGGCAAAAUUCCCAUUAUGUUGCGUUCCACAUACUGUCUGCUCUCACAGCUCACAGAUCGUGAUUUGACCGAGUUAAAUGAAUGCCCGCUGGAUCCAGGCGGUUAUUUCAUCAUUAACGGUUCGGAAAAAGUGCUGAUUGCUCAAGAGAAAAUGGCCACCAAUACUGUCUAUGUAUUCAGCAUGAAAGAUGGCAAAUAUGCAUACAAAUCGGAAAUUCGUUCUUGUCUCGAACACAGCUCCAGACCGACGUCUACGUUGUGGGUUAAUAUGAUGGCGCGUGGUUCACAAAAUAUCAAAAAAUCGGCCAUUGGUCAACGCAUAAUCGCCAUUUUACCGUACAUCAAACAAGAAAUUCCAAUUAUGAUUGUUUUCCGUGCUUUGGGUUUCGUAGCAGAUCGUGACAUUUUGGAACACAUCAUAUAUGACUUUGAUGAUCCUGAAAUGAUGGAAAUGGUAAAACCAUCACUUGACGAAGCCUUCGUUGUGCAAGAACAGAAUGUGGCGCUCAAUUUUAUUGGCGCGCGCGGUGCACGACCAGGUGUAACAAAAGAUAAACGUAUUAAAUACGCGAAGGAAAUUUUACAAAAAGAAAUGUUGCCACAUGUAGGCGUGUCCGAUUUCUGUGAAACGAAGAAAGCAUACUUUUUGGGCUAUAUGGUGCAUCGACUGCUCUUGGCGUCUUUAGGUCGGCGCGAAUUGGAUGAUCGUGAUCACUACGGUAACAAGCGUUUGGAUCUAGCCGGUCCGCUAUUGGCCUUCCUCUUCCGUGGGCUAUUUAAAAACUUGAUGAAAGAGGUGCGCAUGUACACACAGAAAUUCAUCGAUCGUGGAAAGGACUUCAACUUGGAGUUGGCCAUCAAAACGAAUAUCAUUACUGAUGGUUUGCGUUACUCUUUGGCCACUGGCAACUGGGGUGAUCAGAAGAAGGCACAUCAGGCCCGUGCUGGCGUCUCUCAGGUGUUAAAUCGCCUCACAUUCGCUUCGACAUUGUCCCAUUUACGGCGUGUCAAUUCACCAAUUGGACGCGAUGGUAAACUGGCCAAACCACGUCAGCUACACAACACUUUGUGGGGCAUGUUAUGUCCUGCCGAAACACCGGAAGGCGCCGCUGUCGGGCUGGUAAAGAAUUUGGCGCUUAUGGCGUACAUUUCUGUUGGUUCGCAGCCUUCGCCCAUUCUAGAGUUCUUGGAGGAAUGGUCUAUGGAAAAUUUGGAGGAAAUCGCACCCUCUGCCAUCGCCGAUGCAACGAAGAUUUUCGUCAACGGUUGCUGGGUUGGCAUACAUCGUGACCCCGAACAGUUGAUGGCAACUCUGCGCAAAUUGCGUCGUCAAAUGGAUAUCAUCGUCUCGGAAGUGUCAAUGAUUCGCGAUAUUCGUGAUCGUGAAAUAAGAAUUUACACAGACGCGGGACGCAUUUGUCGUCCACUGUUGAUUGUAGAAAAUGGCUCGCUACUGCUUAAGAAGACGCAUGUGGACAUGUUGAAGGAACGUGAUUACAAUAAUUAUAGUUGGCAAGUUUUGGUCGCUUCAGGUGUGGUGGAGUAUAUCGAUACACUGGAAGAGGAGACUGUGAUGAUUGCCAUGUCGCCAUACGAUUUGAAACAGGAUAAAGAUUAUGCCUACUGUACGACAUACACGCAUUGCGAAAUCCAUCCGGCUAUGAUUCUAGGUGUAUGCGCGUCUAUUAUUCCAUUCCCCGAUCACAACCAGAGUCCACGUAACACCUAUCAAAGCGCUAUGGGUAAACAAGCUAUGGGUGUUUACAUCACUAACUUCCACGUGCGGAUGGACACUUUAGCGCACGUACUCUACUAUCCCAUGAAGCCUUUGGUCACUACACGUUCCAUGGAGUAUCUACGUUUCAGAGAGCUGCCAGCUGGCAUCAAUUCAAUAGUAGCCAUUUUGUGUUACACUGGUUACAAUCAGGAAGAUUCUGUCAUCUUGAAUGCCUCAGCUGUGGAGCGUGGCUUCUUCCGUUCCGUUUUCUACCGUUCAUAUAAAGAUUCUGAAAACAAGCGCAUUGGCGAUCAGGAAGAAAACUUUGAAAAGCCCAAUCGUCAAACUUGCCAAGGCAUGCGUAAUGCUCACUAUGACAAGUUGGAUGACGAUGGUAUUAUCGCGCCUGGUAUUCGUGUGUCCGGUGAUGAUGUGGUCAUAGGUAAAACGAUUACUUUACCUGAAAAUGAUGAUGAGCUCGAUGGCACUACAAAACGCUUCACGAAGCGAGAUGCUUCCACUUUUCUACGUAAUUCCGAAACUGGUAUUGUGGAUCAGGUGAUGUUAACGCUAAAUAGUGAGGGCUAUAAGUUCUGUAAGAUUCGUGUGCGUUCAGUGCGCAUACCACAAAUUGGUGACAAGUUUGCCUCACGUCACGGGCAGAAGGGUACUUGCGGUAUCCAAUAUCGCCAGGAAGACAUGGCGUUUACAUGUGAGGGACUGGCCCCCGAUAUUAUAAUUAACCCUCACGCCAUUCCAUCUCGUAUGACCAUUGGCCAUUUAAUCGAAUGUCUGCAAGGAAAAUUGGGCUCAAACAAAGGCGAAAUCGGUGAUGCUACACCCUUCAACGAUGCUGUCAACGUACAAAAAAUCUCCACUUUCCUGCAAGAGUAUGGCUAUCAUCUCCGUGGCAACGAAGUGAUGUACAACGGCCAUACAGGUCGCAAAAUCAAUGCCCAAGUAUUUUUAGGGCCUACCUAUUAUCAACGUCUCAAGCAUAUGGUGGAUGAUAAAAUUCACUCACGUGCUCGCGGUCCCGUACAGAUUUUGGUGCGCCAACCUAUGGAGGGUAGGGCGCGUGAUGGUGGUCUACGUUUCGGUGAGAUGGAACGUGAUUGUCAGAUAUCGCACGGUGCCGCGCAAUUCCUGCGCGAACGUCUCUUCGAAGUCUCCGAUCCUUAUCGCGUGCACAUUUGCAAUUUCUGCGGUCUCAUCGCUAUUGCUAAUUUGCGCAAUAAUACUUUUGAGUGCAAAGGUUGCAAAAAUAAAACACAAAUAUCGCAAGUCCGCUUGCCGUACGCCGCCAAGCUGUUAUUCCAGGAACUAAUGUCGAUGAAUAUUGCACCGCGACUCAUGGUUGUCCAAUAGACUUCAAACGAAGUGCGAAAAAACAAUGAUCCUUUUAUAUUUGUGUGCGUCAUUGAAUAGACGAUAUGCUAGUUUUAAUUUGCAUUCAAAAAAAAAUUACAGUACUACAGUUUAUCAAAUAAAGAAAAGAAAAUA
Messenger RNA from Anastrepha obliqua, 3801 nucleotides. RefSeq names its product DNA-directed RNA polymerase II subunit RPB2 (gene RpII140). The record is from RefSeq and is a predicted model, not a curated record. NCBI's taxonomy places the organism in Eukaryota, Metazoa, Arthropoda, Insecta, Diptera, Tephritidae. Gene Ontology annotation, cellular component: RNA polymerase II, core complex. The coding region runs from base 136 to 3666 and encodes 1176 amino acids. Gene Ontology annotation, biological process: DNA-templated transcription. The transcript has 7 exons. Gene Ontology annotation, molecular function: ribonucleoside binding; DNA binding; DNA-directed RNA polymerase activity.